GUUCUGAUUGUGGUUCUGAAUGUGGUUCCUGUGCUUGUGGUGGUUGUGUGUGGUCUGUGAGACGACCGGAGUUGGAUCCGAAACCAAAAACGCUCGCUCAAAACUGCAAAACAACCCCCAAUUCAAAAACUUCAUCCCCGGUCUGGAUGAGCGACAGGGGUCAUGGGCCCGGAGACAUAUAAAAACUCUGAAGGGGUUCAGCUCACCCACUCGGCUUUACAAAAACGGAGCAUGAUAGACAACGACGGGGUAGCUGAAGGGUAAACUUAGUACAUAGAUUUCGGUCGAUCGGGUUACAUGUGGGCAGCAUGGGCGAGAUUGAACAAGGGGUUAUGGUAAUGGGGGAUGGGGAUGGGGAUGGGGAUGGGGGAUGGGACCCGGCAAGCUGAGAUUGUGAGAUGAUGCCCGAAGAAAGAGGGGCAGAUAAGCUUUCAACGGCCUGAACGGUGCC
This is a messenger RNA of Neurospora tetraspora, 451 nucleotides long. RefSeq lists its product as uncharacterized. The record is from RefSeq and is a predicted model, not a curated record. Bases 20 to 235 code for a protein of 71 amino acids. The transcript has a single exon. Lineage: Eukaryota; Fungi; Ascomycota; Sordariomycetes; Sordariales; Sordariaceae.